UAUUUUCAUUUUCCUCUCCAAAUUAUUUUCUUCUUAAAAUAUCAAAACAAAUAAAAAAAAAACGAGGGAGAGAGAGAGAAAUUGUUGAUUCCCCCUUUUUAUAUUAAUGAAAGAGAUCGAAAGAAAAAAAACCCUGCAUUUUCAUGGAGUUAUUAUAUACGGUGCUGGAUUCAAAUCUAUAAUCUUCUUCAUCUGAUUAUCACAAGCACAAGAUCGAUUUGGCUAAUUUGGUUGAAAUUUGAUUAAUGAAUUGUUAGAUUUUCUCUAAAUUCUCAAGUUAAAUUUAUAGAUCGAAGAAUAGGAAUUUGAUUUGGUGUUAAGUUAUCAUAGGGUUAGGGUAAAUUUACUACAGAGAAUGAACGGAGAUAGAAAUGAUGAAGUGCCAAAUCCAGUUGGUCCAACACAACCACUUGACUGGAAAUUCUCUCAAGUUUUUGGGGAACGAACGGCUGGUGAAGAAGUACAAGAAGUCGAUAUUAUUUCAGCAAUUGAGUUUGAUAAAACUGGGGAUCACCUUGCCACUGGUGAUAGAGGGGGGAGGGUCGUCCUAUUCGAAAGGACCGACUCCAGAGAUAACAAUGGAAAUCGAAGAGAUUUAGAAAGGAUGGAUUACCAAAUCAGACAUCCUGAAUUUCGUUACAAGACAGAGUUUCAAAGUCACGAGCCUGAGUUUGACUAUCUGAAGAGUUUGGAAAUUGAGGAGAAAAUCAACAAGAUAAAAUGGUGCCAGACAGCGAAUGGUGCAUUGUUUCUUCUCUCAACCAAUGACAAAACAAUAAAGUACUGGAAGGUUCAGGAAAAGAAGGUUAAAAAAAUUAGUGAGAUGAAUAUAGACCCCUCAAAAACUAUGGGAAAUGGCAGCACUGCUGGUCCAAGUAUACCCACUAGCCCAAAGCCAUUUCUUGCAAAUGGAGGAUCUCCAGAAAAGUCAUCAUACAGUAAUUUGAGUAACGACCUCGCUUUCCCCCCAGGAGGAAUUCCCUCGCUACGUUUGCCCGUGGUAGUUCCUAGCCAAGAGACAAGUCUUGUGGCUAGAUGCCGGAGAAUAUAUGCUCAUGCGCAUGACUAUCACAUUAACUCGAUUUCGAAUAACAGUGAUGGCGAGACUUUUAUAUCUGCCGACGAUCUGCGUAUAAAUCUUUGGAAUCUGGAAAUAAGCAACCAAAGUUUCAACAUUGUUGAUGUGAAGCCCGCAAAUAUGGAGGAUCUAACUGAGGUUAUAACAUCAGCUGAGUUCCACCCUACUCAUUGUAAUACGUUAGCGUAUAGUAGCUCGAAGGGCUCUAUCCGGCUUAUUGAUCUGCGACAGUCUGCUCUAUGUGAUACUCAUAGCAAAUUGUUUGAGGAACAGGAGGCACCUGGUUCGAGAUCAUUUUUCACCGAGAUUAUUGCAUCAAUUUCAGAUAUCAAGUUUGGAAAGGAUGGAAGGCAUAUACUUAGUCGUGAUUAUAUGACUCUUAAGCUAUGGGACAUAAAUAUGGAUUCUGGUCCAGUUGCAACUUUCCAGGUUCAUGAAUAUUUAAGGCCCAAGCUCUGUGAUUUAUAUGAAAAUGAUUCAAUUUUCGACAAAUUCGAAUGUUGUUUGAGUGGAGAUGGAUCGCGUGUUGCAACAGGUUCCUAUAGCAAUCUGUUUCGUGUAUUUGGUUGUGGUAACGGUAGCAGUGAGGCAACAACCCUUGAAGCCAGCAAGAACCCCAUGAGGAGACAUGUCCAAACUCCUGCAAGACCUUCAAGAUCUCUGGGUAGUCUUACCCGUGUUGUUCGACGAGGAGGAGAUAGUCCAGGUUCGGAUGCAAAUGGAAAUUCAUUUGAUUUCUCAACAAAAUUGCUUCACCUAGCUUGGCACCCAACAGAAAACUCACUUGCUUGUGCUGCUGCGAAUAGUCUGUACAUGUAUUAUGCAUAAUAAAGAUAGUGACGAUCGUAGAAAGAAUUUUUUUUGUUGCUGAGGCUUUCUCUUGCCUUCUGCAUGGAAGAGUUAGAACUUAGUCUGCAACAAAAUCCUCUGCUCAACGAGACCCUCAGAACCGUGGCACGUUUCUCAUAUCGAGGGAUUCAAGGAUGGCAGUUGCGAAACAAAUCCACGAGGAAGUAACUUAUCUUUUGUUCCCAGGCGAGCAGAUUAUUUCUGAUUUUUUUUUGUUCUUAAUUUUUUUUUUCUCUAGGAAAAAAAUGUAGUUUCUGUUCUUAAAUUGUUAUCGUCGAAGAAAAGUGUGAUUGUAGUUGUUGUCCUCCUACAACCGGAACAAGAAAAACUGUUCCAUACUGGUAGGGUUUGAGAUCAAUGCGGGUAGAAGCAGCUUAUAUUGUGUUUUAAGUUACAUUGUUCUCAAUCAUAUACCAUCAUCUGACUAAGAUAUAGGGUCUUAUUCUCAAAUCUUAAGAAAACAAAGAAAAGAGUACUAUUGAACCAUUUUCGUCGACAUAUACUUCCGUUGUGGGAAUUGUACUAUUGAACCAACAAUUUUAAGGCCUUUUGUUGAAUUCUUUUUUAAUUAA
Messenger RNA from Papaver somniferum (opium poppy), 2499 nucleotides. RefSeq names its product serine/threonine protein phosphatase 2A 55 kDa regulatory subunit B beta isoform-like. Bases 356 to 1906 code for a protein of 516 amino acids. The record is from RefSeq and is a predicted model, not a curated record. Gene Ontology annotation, molecular function: protein phosphatase regulator activity; protein binding. The transcript is spliced from 14 exons. Gene Ontology annotation, cellular component: cytosol; protein phosphatase type 2A complex. Lineage: Eukaryota; Viridiplantae; Streptophyta; Magnoliopsida; Ranunculales; Papaveraceae. Gene Ontology annotation, biological process: peptidyl-serine dephosphorylation.